GCUUGAGCACUUGGGAGUUUCAGCCAUCCAGGAGUACAGCCUUCAAACGCUGGCAAAUAUGAUGAUGAUGAAAGUAGAAGAGCUGGUGACUGGGAAGAAGGCGGACGAUAAAGAGACGGGCAGCUUCCUCCCUGAGGACUUCAAAAAUGGAGAGUAUGAAGCUGCUGUAAGAUUAGAGAAGCAGGAGGACCUGAAGACAGUCUCUGAACACUCACUGACCCGAGGUGAUCUGGCGUAUGAGAAGGAGAAAAAACUAGAAGCAGAGCUGAAGAAGAAGAAAUUAGAGGAGAGGUCAAAGCUUGAAAACUUGGAGGAUCUUGAAAAAAUUAUUCAGCUGAAGAAGAAGAAAAAAUGCAAGAAAGUGAAAGCACCCAUUUUAAAGGAACCUGAACCAGAAGUUAUUACAGGACCAGUGGAUAUACCCACAUUCUUUAGAGCUGCAUUGGAGAAUAAGUUGCCAGUAAUCGAAAAAUACCUGUCAGACAAAGGGGAUCCAAAUGUCUGUGAUGAGUACAAACGCACUGCAUUGCACAGGGCAUGCUCUGAAGGACAUCUAGAGGUGGUGAAAAAAUUGGUGGAAGCUGGAGCCCAGCUUGAACAGAAAGACAUGCUUGAAUCUACAGCCCUGCACUGGGCGUGCCGGGGGGGGAACCUGGAUGUUCUCAAAUUCUUACUGGACAAAGGGAUAAACACAAAUGCAAGAGACAAGCUGCUCAGCACCCCUUUGCACGUGGCUGUGAGGACGGGUCAGUACGACUGCGGGGAGCACCUCAUCGCCUGUGAAGCAGAUCUCAAUGCCAGAGACAGAGAAGGAGACACACCGAUGCACGACGCGGUGAGGCUGAACCGCUACAAAAUGAUCAGGCUCCUGAUUCUGUAUGGAGCAGAUCUAACUAUAAAGAACUGCCAAGGGAAAACCCCUAUGGAUCUUGUUCUUCAGUGGCAGAACGGCACCAAAGAGAUAUUCAACAGCCUGAAAGACAAUUCCUAUAAGAGCGUCCAUCUAGGCAAGUUCUGA
Molecule: messenger RNA, 1018 nt
Organism: Balearica regulorum gibbericeps (East African grey crowned-crane)
Lineage: Eukaryota; Metazoa; Chordata; Aves; Gruiformes; Gruidae
Gene: ANKRD1
Product: ankyrin repeat domain 1
Biological process (GO): regulation of transcription by RNA polymerase II
Cellular component (GO): nucleus
Molecular function (GO): RNA polymerase II-specific DNA-binding transcription factor binding
Source: RefSeq, a predicted model, not a curated record